Messenger RNA from Coffea eugenioides, 2711 nucleotides. Its product is annotated as kinesin-like protein KIN-12B. NCBI's taxonomy places the organism in Eukaryota, Viridiplantae, Streptophyta, Magnoliopsida, Gentianales, Rubiaceae. The annotation marks the transcript as partial. The transcript is spliced from 11 exons. Gene Ontology annotation, molecular function: microtubule binding; ATP binding; microtubule motor activity. Gene Ontology annotation, biological process: microtubule-based movement. The record is from RefSeq and is a predicted model, not a curated record.
UCUCUCUGAAUCACCAAACCCUAACCCCUGUCCCCAAUCACCCGCCUUCUCUCUCACACACUACACACAGUUUCUUCCACACUCUCUGCAGUUUCACUGUGUGUGCGCGUGUUUCUUUUCUUUUGUAUAAUUUUCACCAUUUUCCCCCGGAUAUGAAGCCAAGAAAUACAAUCUUGAAAGAAAACCACAGUCACCAGAGUGAAACGUCAGCGUUUGGCCUUCCGCCUCCGUCGUCUCCAAACCCUAGUUCGAUGAAGCAGAGAAUUCCAGGCGUUUCUGGCAGCAAUAGUAGUGGCCAUCGGAGACAGAAAUCGAGUAGUUCGAAGGAGAAUGCGCCACCGCAGAUGGCGGAUUUGAAUCAAGUUGCUGCGGUGGAGUAUUUCUCCCCGUCAGAUCCAAGAAAACCAUCGCCAUCGCCCAUGACAGUGGUGGCAGCGGCGAAGAUUAGAUCUCCACUUCCGCCUCGGCCUCCGCUUAAGAGGAAGCACAGUAUGGAGGCUUCGGGAUCUGAGAAAGGGCCAAAUCCGGCUUCUACUGAUUCUGGAGUAAAAGUUAUAGUGCGAAUGAGGCCACUAAACAAGGAUGAGGAAGAGGGAGAAAUGAUUGUCCAAAAGAUCUCUAAUGAUUCUUUGUCAAUUGCAGGACACACCUUCACAUUUGACUCUAUUGCUGACUAUGAGUCAGCACAGAUUGAUAUAUUCGAGCUUGUUGGAGCUCCUCUUGUGGAAAAUUGCCUUGCUGGCUUUAAUAGCUCUGUAUUUGCUUAUGGACAGACGGGUAGUGGAAAGACUUAUACAAUAUGGGGACCAGCCAAUGCCUUAGAAGAAAAUAUAUCAAAUGAUCAACAAGGCCUAACACCUCGUGUUUUUCAGCGGCUUUUUUCGCGAAUUAGUGAGGAGCAAACUAAGCAUGCAGACAAACAGCUCAUGUAUCAGUGUCGAUGUUCUUUUCUUGAGAUUUACAAUGAACAGAUAACUGAUUUAUUGGAACCCAGUCAAAAAAACCUUCAGAUCAGAGAAGAUGUUAAAACUGGUGUUUAUGUUGACAAUUUGACUGAGGAAUAUGUGUCCACAAUGAAGGAUGUAAUACAGCUUUUGAUUAAGGGAUUGUCAAAUAGGAGAACUGGGUCCACUAGUAUAAACGCAGACAGUUCACGCUCCCAUAGUGUAUUUACUUGUGUUGUUGAAUCACGAUGCAAGAGCAUCUCUGAUGGGUUAAGCUGCUUGAAAACAAGUAGAAUAAAUCUUGUUGAUCUUGCUGGAUCUGAAAGACAGAAGCUCACAGGUGCAGCAGGAGAGCGCUUGAAGGAGGCUGGAAAUAUUAAUCGAUCUCUUUCACAGCUGGGGAACUUAAUAAACAUUCUUGCGGAGGUUUCACAGACAGGAAAGCAGAGGCACAUCCCGUACAGAGAUUCCAAGCUGACAUUUCUGUUGCAGGAAUCUCUCGGAGGAAAUGCAAAACUUGCAAUGAUAUGUGCUAUUUCUCCAGCACAAAGGUGUAAGAGUGAGACCUUUAGCACACUAAGAUUUGCACAGCGUGCAAAGGCAAUCAAGAACAAGGCAACAAUUAAUGAAGAAAUGCAGGAUGACGUAAAUGUGCUUAGGGAAGUCAUCAGGCAGUUGAAGGAUGAACUGCUGCGCAUGAGGGCCAAUGCAAAUCAGACUAACCAAGAUGGAAAUUAUUCGAAAGGGUGGAAUAUUAGAAGAAGCUUGAAUCUCCUGAAUUUUAGCCGUAAUUGUGCAAUGGCUUUACGUCAUGGAGAUGAUGAUAGUGAUGAGGAAAUGGAAAUUGUUGACCAAGAUGAAGAACUUCGUCUCCAAUCAGCUGGUGAUGAGCAAAGCAUUGGUUUGGAUGUCAACCAACCAGACUCUGUAAUAAAAACUGCUCAGCUUGUGGGCUUUGAUGAUGGAAUGUGUGAGGGACCACAAUGUAAGACAUCUAGUGGAGAACCAGUUCUGGAGGACGAUGUUAACAUGGAAGAAGUAGAUGAACAAGUGGACAAGCACGAAGUCAGUGGUGUAGUAGCAAACUUGCCAGAUUAUUCCAACUCUCAGAAACAAAAUUACGAUAACUGCAGUGAAAGAAAUGCUGAAGAUAAUCUGAUCACCUCACCAGUCAAUGGACUUGACAAAAUUUUGUCUGAACGGCCUAAUGAGGAAAAUGUUGACAUUUCUGUCUUGAGUUCACGGAAUGAUGAUCUAUCAAGAAGACUAGCAGAGGAAGAUACAUCAAAGAAAUUUGAGUUGGACAACAAACUCAACGGCACACCUUGCACAUCUCCAACGUGCUUUGAGGAGGAUACAAAAGCUUCCACUGAUCUCAGCAUUGUCCCAUGCAAUGUGUCUCCACCUCUAAAAUCUCCAACUCCAAGCGUUUCACCGAAAGUUGUUAAUAGUAGUAGGAAAAGUCUAAGAACUUCAUCAACACUAACUGCUUCCUGCAAAGAUUUGGCUAACGAUAACUUGGAGCCGGAACCUCCAUGUUUAUCCUUUGCAAAGCCCUCAAAUAGCAUCUGUCUAAAUAUGUCAGGUCAAAGACGUAGAAGUUCCAAACCGACUCAGCAAUUGGCUGCUAGUCUCCAACGUGGCCUUGAAAUUUUGGAUGGUCGUCAUCACCAAAGUGCAUCUAUGAGGAGGUCCACUUUCAGAUUCUCAAACAGAUUUGCUGAUGUCAAAGGACUUGUGCCAACUGCCAAAGUUGAUGCCGGUGUU